CAGAGAAGGAGAUUCUGUUAUAAAGCAAGCUCAGACUUUCUAUGCUUCAUGUAUGGACACUAAAACAUUGAAUCACCUUGGGUCCAAGCCCUUAAAAGAAGUCAUAGAAAAGGUGGGGGGCUGGCCAGGUUCUGAUAACUGGACAAAAACAGAUUUCAAUGAGACUCUGAAACUUUUGAUGAGCAAAUUUAACACAUUCCCAUUUUUCAAAGCUUACCUAGACUCCACCCCCUGGGACCCAAUGACCAAUCGGAUUCAGAUUGACCCGCCAGAGUUUGACAUUUUCUCUGAUAUCGGCUCCAGUGACACUAAAUAUGAUGGUCAGGAUGAUAAUGAAUAUCGUAAAUACUUGUGGAGUGUAAAUUUACUUUUAAAUGGAUCCUCUUCUCAGUUCAUUCAAGAUGUCUUCGUCUUCACCUCUAAGUUACAUCAGGCUGUAACCCCAAUGCCGGACAGAAUCAAACAACGAAAACUCUACCAAAGAAGCAGCGCUCAAGAGCUACAGGCUGUGGCGCCGGCUAUUAAUUGGAUGACUUGUCUACAAGACACAUUUCAUGGUUUUGAUUUGAACCGUUCUCAAGAGAUUAUUGUGCAUGACAUGGACUACCUUGUAGCGAUGUCCCAGAUUAUCAGUCAGGUGCAAAACAGCUCUGUCUUGCAGGGGUACAUGGUCCUGGCGUUGAUGCAGACGUUAUCUCCGUACCUGGAUGAGAGAUUCCUAGAAGCCCGAGAGAGGUUCCAGAAUAGUCUCCACCAACCACAGGCUGCACCACGGUGGGAGACGUGUCUCCAUCUGACCAACCAGUUCUUUGAGCCAGCUCUCAGCCGUAUGUUCAUUCAGCAGACUGUCUCACAGAAGAGUGAGAGGUUGGCCCUGGAUAUAUUUUUAAUUAUCAAAGAUGCGCUACACUCUGCAAUUGGGAAAUUCAAGUGGAUGGAUAAAAAGACGCAGAAAGAUGCACAGAAAAAUUUAGAAAAUGUUCAACUUGAGCUUGGAAUCCCCCAGAAGUAUAAAGCCCCCUCCUUGAUGAGCCAGAAUAAGGUGACCCUGAACAAGGAGCACCUCUUGAGGAAUGCGCUACAACUUAUCUCCUGGAGCAGAUUGGCUGCUCUUCCACCUUGGAGCGCCACCCCCUGGUCUGUCUAUUCCUACUACUCUCAGAGACAAAAGCUGCUGGUGAUUCCUGCUGGUCUUAUGCAGCCUCCAUUCUUCCAUUUACAUUAUCCAAGUGCUGUGAAUUUCGGAGGUCUUGGUUUCAUUAUGGCACAUGAGUUAAUCCAUUCACUGCACGACUAUGUUCUUUCCAUUCUAUGGGGUGAAACUGAGGGAAAUCCUGAGGAGAUGCAAUGUCUGCAGGAUCAUUAUGAUACCCUCUUGGUCUUGGAGAACAACAUAAUGAUGAACAAUUCCCUCAGAUUGCUUGAAAACAUGGCAGACAGUGGAGGACUAUAUAUUGCACAAAAGGCGUAUGAAAGCUGGAUUCUGAAGCAUCAUCCGGAGACUUCAUUACCUGAUGUAGCACUCACAACCAAGGAACUCUUCUACAUCAGCUAUGGCCAGAUAAUGUGUGGGAUUCUAAGUCCAGAAGACCUGAUGUCCCACCUGGAAACAAAUCCGCACAGCCCCCCAGCAUUGCGUGUUAAUGGAGCAGUGAGCAAUGACCAUGAAUUCUCUUACACUUUCCAGUGUGGAACAAAAGCUGCUAUGAACCCACAACCCAAAUGCAAAUUGUGGUCAUGAACCAGUGUUGCAUGGCAUGCUCGGGAUGCAAAGUAAAGUGAAAAUAAAGGAAGGAACCUGAUGGAGCAUAAGAUGCAGAUACAGAAAUAAACUGAAAGGGAAAGGUGAGGGAGGAAAUGAAAUGAGGAUCAAGGCUAAUGGUUUAAUAGGAACAACUGAAGUCUGGGAUCGUAGUGUCAUAAUGUAUAUAGGAGGACUGGAUACUAAUAUAGAAUGGUACAUAUGGCUCUGUCUGUACACAUGUAGCUGAGAGCCUCUGGUACACAUGGGUGCAGCAUACCUAGUGUUAGAGACCUCACAGAACAAGUCAUGCACAGUUUUGAGGGACUUAUAAAACUGGGCACAUAAAAAGUCCUAAGAAUCAUAUAGCAGGACAUGCAGGUCUCUGGGAAACUUAUAAAGCAAAGGACACAAAAAGAAAGGAGAGCUGAACUAUAAUGUCCUAGAGGUACAAAAAAGUAAGAACAGACGUAGCUGGAAAAUUUAUAGAAAAUUGUAAAUAAAUUGGAGGUUUGGGCUAAAUAAGCCUAUUUAUAAAAAAUGUUAGUGGUCACCCUAAUGACUAAUUCCAGAAUGUAUUUUUGCUAUUAUGUUACCAACCAAAAAAAGGCUCACUGAUAUUUUCCAAUUAGAUAUACUUCUAUUUCUUGUGGAGACAUAUGCAAUUAGAUCUUCUAAUGUAUUUCUUGGCAUCUAAUAAAAGGUGGGAAUUAUU
Bombina bombina (fire-bellied toad) is the source of this 2456-nucleotide messenger RNA. It is a transcript of the gene KEL, whose product is annotated as Kell metallo-endopeptidase (Kell blood group). Gene Ontology annotation, cellular component: plasma membrane. The transcript is spliced from 14 exons. Gene Ontology annotation, molecular function: metalloendopeptidase activity. Gene Ontology annotation, biological process: protein processing. Lineage: Eukaryota; Metazoa; Chordata; Amphibia; Anura; Bombinatoridae. The record is from RefSeq and is a predicted model, not a curated record. Bases 53 to 1741 code for a protein of 562 amino acids.